CCCGUUUUUUAAAAAAGACUUCUGUGGGAUGCCAGGGGAGGCAAUCCGGGUGGAUAAGAAAAAAAAUGAUAAUACCAGGUCGCAAUUGCGCAAAGCCCACAGUAACACCACCAGAACGCUCGGCUUUCGUUUUCAUCACAAUGAGCGGCGUUAACUCAACCCGGAAGCUAAGCCUUUGUUUUCGAUCUGGAAGCGUCUGAAGGAUCUGAGGUCACGUCUCGUUUCCUGUUUGGGGUCGGAGGUCAGCGAUUUCUUCUAUUCUCUAUGGCCGGUGCCCGGGCGCUGGGCGAAAGUGGCGGGGGUGGUGUAGCCGCCAUGGACUAUUCAGUACACGAGGCUUGGAACGAAGCCACCAACAUUUACUUACUGGCGGUGCUGGCCAGCUUGGCCCUGUUGGUGUACGCCCGCAGAAAUAAGAGGAAGAUUAUGAGGAUUUUUACAUUACCUCCAACUGUAGAAAUAUCUGAACCAAAUUUUUAUGACAGCAUGAAAAAAGUCCGUCUUCGGCAGCAAUUAGAGAUGUAUUCUAUUGGUAUUCUGAUCCCCAUGAUGGAAACAAAGAAAGAACAAAGAACAAUCGAUCUAGUGAGGGUGCAAGGAAGAGCAGCAAAGACUGCUCUUAAGGGACUGCAAGCAAGGAAAUAUGACCACCAGCAGCAACCACAGAAACAGACUGAUAGUGUACAGCUUUUGGUGGAAUGAAGUUUUGAAUAUUUGCUGAGGAUGCCAGAGCAUUGAUGAUAAUCAUUUGCAGUGCAACUUUAAUGGUAUAUAAUAUUUUUUAAAAUGUGCACUAAUUGCAUAAACUAUGUUUUGACUAUGAAUUUGUGUGUUACUCUAAUAAUAGUUCUCUAACAUCUGAAAAAUAUAGUAAUCUAUUCCAGUCUUAUUUCUUAAUUUGUAUUCAUUCCCAAUAAAAAUAUGAGCAUGGAGAUGAUCACUGCAGUUCCUGCAGUUGUUUCAAGUCUUCAUUUAAAGAGUGAUAGAGGCACAUACUAUUUGAUGUGGCAUAAUGCUGCAAGUAAUUCAACUACUUCUAUAAAUGAACAGUUUCAUGUAGUGGGACUUUUAAUAAACACUGCACUCAGUGAGGCAGAUAUAUUGAAUUGUAAUGUGCAACUGAAUAUGCAUAAAAAGAUGAAGUUUAGGAAAAGUAUUUCUGUAUACAGCAAUUAGAACAGAAAUUAGAGUAAGGAAUUCUAUCAGUAUGAUGAAAAAGAAUAUUUUUGCACUUAUCCUUUUAAUUGUUUCCCUUUUAUUCUCUCUAUUGAAUUCUGAAAUUAUAAUUUAAGAAAUCUUCAUCUGAUAAAUGACUAUACACUGUAGUAGUAGUUGUAGUAUUUUAUGAGUGGGGUGCAACUUACUAUUUUAGACCUACAGCUGGAAUGCUAAAAGAGGAUUAUAUAAGUUGGAAUUCAGAUAACAGCACUAUUUUUGUCAGUGAAGACUAGACUUAUAAUGGAUAAAUAUUAAUUAUUUGUUGGUUUAUCAAACACAUCAAGCAAAAUUAACAGUGGAAAUAGAAAAUCAUUAAAUGCUUAAAUAUUUGCAGUAUAUUUUAUUUGGGCAUGUCUGAAAGGUUUUAAUUGAUUGUAUUUUAAUUUACAUCUUAAACAUGGACAAUAUUUUUUUCAAUAAUAGACAAUAAUUUUGGUUAUUAAAUGGCCAGGUCUCUCUCUCCUAAUGUCUUUGUAAGUUUAACUUCUGAAUAUAGCAACAGUUGCUAAAUUUUGCAACCACUAAUUCCAAUUCUGAGAUUCUUUGGGUACAGCACUAAAAUAAUUGUUACACCAAAAGGCGAUUGACCAAUUAGAUUGCAGAAAGGUUAGAGUAAUAUAUUUUUUCAUACUGUUUUGAUUAGUACCAUGUAAUUAUUCUUAUGAGGAUUUCUUUCUGUAUUCUUUUGUAGUACAGUCCAGAUGAUUUAAAUCUGAAUAUAAGCUUUACUUUGAAACUCAAGUACUUUGGCCACCUAAUGAGAAGGAAGGAUUCACUGGAGAAGAGCCUAAUGCUGGGAAAGAUUGAGGGCAAUAGAAGAAGGGGACGACAGAGAA
Messenger RNA from Crotalus tigris (Tiger rattlesnake), 2054 nucleotides. RefSeq names its product small integral membrane protein 19-like. Bases 265 to 702 code for a protein of 145 amino acids. Lineage: Eukaryota; Metazoa; Chordata; Lepidosauria; Squamata; Viperidae. The transcript is spliced from 5 exons. The record is from RefSeq and is a predicted model, not a curated record.